CCUCGACUCUCACAUUCCCUCGGCCUACGAUCCUUCUCCAGCUCAGCUCGCUCCACAAUGAAGGUCAUCCCUGUCCCCGUCCGCGACGACAACUAUGCCUACGUCGUAGUCGACACUCCAUCCAACUCGGGUGUCUUCAUUGACCCCUUCACCCUGUCCAAGGUGCAAUCCGCCGCCUCCAGCGCUGGCCUCUCGUCGGUGCAAGGCUGCAUCACCACGCACCACCACCAGGAUCACUCUGGCGGGAACGGCGACUUUGCAAAGGCCUACCCCAAGGCAACCAUCUGGGCUGGAAGCGACACGCCUGUGAUGAAUGAGCUCGUCAAAGAUGGCUCGACGUUUGACAUUGGAGAGAGCAUCAAGGUCAAGUGCUAUGCAACGCCAUGCCACACGCAGGACUCGAUUGCUUUCUUCCUCGAGGAUAAGCGUGACAGCGUACCGGAAGGAGAGGUCAAGAGGGCCGUCUUUACUGGUGACACGCUCUUCAUCUCUGGUUGCGGUCGCUUCUUCGAAGGCACCCCAGAGCAGAUGCACACUUCCCUCAACAAGACGCUCGCUUCUCUCCCCGGCGACACAGUCGUAAUGUGUGGACACGAGUACACACGCAGCAACGUCGCCUUUAGCGCUGGCGUCUUGCCGGACCGCCCCGCCAUCCAGUCCCUGGCCGAGGAUCUGCGCAACAAGAGGAACAACGGUGUGACUACAGGCGUGUACACCAUUGCGGAUGAGAAGAAGCACAACGUCUUUAUGCUCGUGGGAGAUGCAGAGGUGCAGAAAAAGGUGGGGACCGAGGGUAAGGGGGAGAUUGAGACGAUGAAGGUGCUGAGGGAACUCAAGAAUGCAGGCAAGAUGAUGGCACAAUUGUAGACCCGAUUGUUCACCAACGAAACAAAGCGAUUCCAUUGCAUCCAUGUGCGAGG
This is a messenger RNA of Microstroma glucosiphilum, 920 nucleotides long. Its product is annotated as Metallo-hydrolase/oxidoreductase. The transcript is spliced from 3 exons. Gene Ontology annotation, molecular function: hydroxyacylglutathione hydrolase activity. NCBI's taxonomy places the organism in Eukaryota, Fungi, Basidiomycota, Exobasidiomycetes, Microstromatales, Microstromataceae. The coding region runs from base 58 to 867 and encodes 269 amino acids. The record is from RefSeq and is a predicted model, not a curated record.